Bipolaris maydis ATCC 48331 is the source of this 701-nucleotide messenger RNA. RefSeq lists its product as uncharacterized. The record is from RefSeq and is a predicted model, not a curated record. NCBI's taxonomy places the organism in Eukaryota, Fungi, Ascomycota, Dothideomycetes, Pleosporales, Pleosporaceae.
AUUCCUGUCCUUUACCUUAAAUACCGCCGUCGCGCAACGCAUCUCUGUUCUGUGACAAGAAGAGUUGCCAGGUUCUCAGAGUCAGAAAGCCAUAACAGUCACGUGAUCAAAUACUUUCACAGCGCCAUCUACUUCCCACCAUCUUGCAUUGAGAUUCUUUCUGUCUCAAACUUCUUGCCGUCUUCUUCUUCUCGUCGAUAAAAUCUUCAAGACAUUGAAUCUAUUGUGCAAACUCCAGCAUCCCCAAUACAAACCGUAGCCAUGCCCGCCGCAACCCGCACUCUUGAAAACGCAGUCCUGCAAGCCCAUCGUGCAAAGGGCGUACGCUAUCCGAGCGCACAACAAAAAGACUGCUUCAAAACUUGGUACUCGUAUGCGCUGCGUCAGGGAGAGGCGCAGAAGACGAGUCGCAAGGCUAUUGAGGAGCAUGGGAGGUUGUUGAAGGAGAUUAGGGAGCAGGCGCCGGGGGGUAGGACGUACCUUUGAUUAAAAUAUGGUAGCAGAGUUCUGGAUUUUAACUUAGGGGAUACCGCGCGCAGUUUGUGAUCAUGGAGAGGAUGGGGGCUGUGUUGUAUGUAGUCUACUACCCAAUUUGUCUUGGAGAUAUCUUUAAUCGAAAUAUUAUUGCGAUAUUGCAUCACUAGAACAGAAGCAACAAUUAUCUAGCAACAUGGCUAUUUUUCGAUGGACAUUCGUUUCAA